Molecule: messenger RNA, 3049 nt
Organism: Xenopus laevis (African clawed frog)
Lineage: Eukaryota; Metazoa; Chordata; Amphibia; Anura; Pipidae
Gene: ripk1.S
Product: receptor interacting serine/threonine kinase 1 S homeolog
Exons: 11
Coding region: 241-2241 (666 amino acids)
Biological process (GO): MAPK cascade; signal transduction
Molecular function (GO): protein serine/threonine kinase activity; protein kinase activity; ATP binding
Source: RefSeq, a predicted model, not a curated record
GGAAAUGCAUUUACCUUGUGGAACUGAAAGGAGAAGAGCUGUGAAAGCUGUCGCAAGCCAUUGAUUUCAUGGUGAGGGGACACUUGUGAAAAAUUAAAGCCAACCCCCAUCUGAGCAGUCUCAGAGGUGUGUGAGCAACAGAGCUGACUUGAAGAUCUGUGUAGCAGCCUAUGAACAGAAGCUACAAAAAUAGAAAAUUAUAUACAAUCUGCUAAACCGUGCUAUUUACAAGGAAGCGCUAUGGCAGAAGGGAUAUCUCUGGAUAAUAUUAUUAUGAAGUCUGAAGACUUAAAAAGCAAGCAGAAACUUGAUUCUGGAGGAUAUGGACUGGUGUCUUUAUGCCGCCAUCGGAUUAAUGGACUGGUUGUAUUGAAAACAGUAUAUACUGGAUAUUUGCAUGCUGAGCACAAUGAAAAACUUCUUGAAGAGGGUAAAAUGAUGCACAUGUUAAAGAAUGACCGUGUGGUAAAGCUUCUUGGCCUAAUAUUAGAAAAUGGGAACUAUUCACUGGUGAUGGAGUAUAUUAGGAAUGGAAAUUUAUUGACUGUUUUAGAAAAGGUUGAAGUUCCUCUCUCUGUUAAAACCCGUUUUAUCCUGGAAAUUAUUGAAGGAAUGAGCUACUUACAUGAUCAGAAAGUAGUCCAUAAGGAUCUAAAACCAGAAAACAUAUUAGCAGAUGAGGAUUUUCACAUCAAGAUUGCUGACCUGGGUGUGGCUACCUUUAAUAAAUGGAGCAAACUGACUAAGGAGCAAAGUAAGCUCCAGAGGAAAUGCAUGCACCAAAGCACGGGUAGCUAUAAAAGCAAUGCUGGAACUUUGAUCUACAUGGCACCAGAACAUCUGAGAUCUCUGAAUGCAAAGCCUACUGAAAAGUCCGAUAUUUACAGUUUUGGCAUAGUGAUUUGGGUGAUAUUUACUAAUAAGGAACCCUAUGAAAAUGCACUUAAUGAUGACCAAAUAUCAUAUUGCGUCACAAGAAAUGAGAGACCAAGUGUAGAGGAACUACCAGAAGAAUGCCCGUCUGAAGCUUUACAUCUCAUGCAGCAAUGUUGGGAUGAUAAUCUAGAUGCAAGGCCUUUGUUUAAAGAUUGUGAUUGCAAGUUCAGGCCACUUUAUGAACUCAAACAAAUGAUGCAUGUUGAAAAAGAUGUGGCUAAAAUGAAAAGUAACUUUGAAAGGCCAAAUGUGAUUGUGGAACAGAUGGCUUCAUUGCAAUUGGAUUGCAUGGCAGAGCCUCCAAGCAUUCAGCCAAGAGAUCAGCAACUGUCACUGCACAGUUCCCAGGGUUUUAUAACCACAAACCAAGUUGAUGAAUCCCUAUUUGGUCCUGCUCCUAAUGAGCCAGUAGAGUCUGAAGACCCAAGACAAGAUGAAACCUUGGAGAGAAAACUACAGUAUGAAAUGAAUUACUACCAAACUGGAAAUCAACUUGACAACAUAGGAGGCCAAUCUUACACUCCCAAGAGUAGUUUAGAAGAAAAAAGUAGAAAAGUAUUCAGCGAAGCAUCAGGGAUGAAUCAUAUUCCAUCAGAUAGUGGAUUUACUAGUAGUCCCAUUGCAUGCAAAUUUGAAAUGCCAUCUCACCCAGCCUCUCAUUUUGCCAGUUGGCAAGACAUUUACCAGAGACCUGCUUAUGAUCAAAGUAGAGAAUAUGUUCCUGUUGGACUGUAUGGACCUAUAUCUCCCACCCAAAACUCAAAUGCUGUCUGGAAAGAUAAAAAUCCAACACCUGAAUCAGGAAUGCAAAGCUCUUAUUCACAAACCAGUGACGUGUUUGCAAGAGAUGCCAGGACAGGAGUCGCGGACAGUGGCCUAAAUGUCAGCAUUUCCAACAGUAAUUCAAUUCAGAUUGGGAAUCAUAACACACUGAGUGUCAUCAGCAGUAAGCCUACAACAAGACCCGAAUAUAUGAGUAGAUUCAGCAACUCCAGUGUGGAAGAUCUGGCUGCAUUUGAGUGCCAAACUAUAGUAAGAGACAAUCAACUGCAACUACUUCGAGAAAAUCUGUCAAAAAAAUGGAAACAAUUUGCACGCAAUCUUGGCUUCCGUGAACCAGAGAUCGAUGAAAUUGACCAUGACUAUCAACGAGAUGGCCUGCAAGAAAAAGUCCACCAAACACUGCAUAAGUGGAAAAUGAAAGAGGGCUACAAAAACGCUACUGUGGGAAAGGUGGCCAAAGCACUCUUUUCUUUGGGGGAAAGUGAACUCAUGCAUGCCUUAAUGAAUAUGGAGGCGACAUAACUUGGAAAAAAUCAAUUGAACAAGUCCAGAAAAAUGUUUUGAGAGAUGCUCCUAACUUGCUCUACACAUACAGUAUUAUGUAUGUUAUGGAUUUUGGAAACUAGGACUUCUAUAGUAAGAUGUCUAUGCUGCCCCUGGCAAAUGGAAACCCUCAUAAAGCCACGUGCCUCAUCAAAUAAUGGGCAGCUAUCUGCUAAUCACCGGCUGUGGGAGUUGUGAAUAGUCACAACUAACUCUUACAGAUAUUUCCACCAAAUUUGUGGCUCCGAGUCUUAUUGUAACAUUGUUCAAAAUAGCAUAAAGCUGCGGAACCUGUUCUGUAUCUUGCACAACGUCACACGUAACUCGCUCUGCAACUGACUUAUGACAUAGAAAUACACACAGCAAUGUACUUACAAUCCUAAAUCAAUUGAUGAAGACUUUUUAAAAUGGAACUAAUCGGUUUCGUUCAGCUGAAGUUCAGCUUCAAAAUUCUCAUGGACCUAAACAGUCUCUGUACAUUACCUGACACUUGUGCAUUAAAGAGAAAUCUAUUUUUCUAAAUAAAUAGGUCAGUUAUCAAAGUACCUUACCUAGGGGGUUGAUUCAGGGGCUUAACUACAGAGGAAUCAGACCCUGCAGCUGAAGGGGGGCCCAGAAGGUACAUGGGCCCCAUGAGGCCCUAAUUCCUAUACAAUGUCAAUAAAUAUUGGUAAAAAGUCAACAUUAUUUGAAAGUGCCAGAUCAAGGAUCGUUUUGCCAAACAAAACCUUUUUUUUUAUAAAUAUUUUCUAUUCUGUAAUAAAUUAGAAUGCAAAACAUAUUUUAA